This is a messenger RNA of Beta vulgaris subsp. vulgaris (sugar beet), 1943 nucleotides long. Its product is annotated as acyl-CoA-binding domain-containing protein 6. NCBI's taxonomy places the organism in Eukaryota, Viridiplantae, Streptophyta, Magnoliopsida, Caryophyllales, Amaranthaceae. Gene Ontology annotation, molecular function: protein binding. The transcript is spliced from 14 exons. The coding region runs from base 7 to 1734 and encodes 575 amino acids. The record is from RefSeq and is a predicted model, not a curated record.
AACGGAAUGGAGGGAGUAGUACUCUACAACCUUAGGCAGCGAGCACACCUGGGUUUGUUUACCUCAUCUCAUCAAGCAAGCUCCCGAGUCCCGAUUCAACCCCAAACGUCUUCUAAACCCAAACUAAGCAUCGCUAAAGCUGCAAAAUCAGACAUCUUUUCUCUGAACUGGUCAAACAAAACUCAUUCCCGACUACGGAAACGGCGGAAAAUACUGCCGACAGUUGAUAUGGACAAUGGAGAUCAAACAGCUGAUGUUGGAACUUGGUUCUCUAGUCUGGUCCAUGAUCAGUGGGUGAAGCUUCCUAUUUCGGGUCAUCGACCUCCAGGUCGCUACAAGCAUGCUGCUGCUGUUGUUGGGGAGCGCCUUUACAUUUCCGGUGGUAGUCGUAAUGGUCGCCACUUAUCAGAUAUUCAGGUUUUAGAUUUCACUCACUGUACGUGGUCAUCACUGAAGCUGCCUGCUUGCCCAUCUGCAGCUCAAUCUGAAUACGAUAGCUUGGUACAAGUCUUCCCAGCCACCUCAGGUCACCAUAUGAUUGUUUGGGGACAAAAACUGCUUAUUCUGGAUGGGAAUUCAAAGUAUUCUAGCUAUGUAACAGUGCGAUUUUUGGAUCCAGAGACGCAACAAUGUGGUGUUAUGGAGACUAUUGGAGAGCUUCCGGUUGCUCGCAUGGGAGAGUCAGUGGCACUGUCUGGCUCAAAAUUGAUAAUGUUUGGCGGUGAAGAUACCCACCGAAAGCUUCUGAACGAUGUCCACAUUCUUGAUCUUGACACAAUGACUUGGAAAAAAGUUGCGACUACGCAGAACCCCCCUUCUCCACGAUAUGAUCAUGCAACUGCUGUACAUGCUGAACGUUACUUCCUAAUAUUUGGUGGCUGUUCUCACUCUACUUGUUUCAAUGAUUUAUAUGCACUAGACUUGGAUACAAUGGAGUGGUCUCAACCUGAAACCCGAGGUGAUUAUGUGUCUCCUCGAGCUGGCCAUUCCGGUAUUACGGUUAAUGGAAACUGGUACAUAGUUGGCGGUGGAGACAAUAAAAGCGGAGCCCUCGAUACACUAGUCUUAGAUAUGACAAAGCUUGUGUGGUCUGUGGUAACCACCGUAGAUCUAAGGCAUCCACUUGCCAGCGAGGGAAUUAGCAUCUCCUUUGCUCUUAUCUAUGAGGAUCAAUAUUUGGUUGCUUUUGGUGGAUAUAAUGGAAAUUAUAACAAUGAGGUGCUUGUUAUGAGACACAAAUUGAAGGAGUCUGCACGUCCUAAGAUAUACCAGUCACAAGCUGCGGCUGCUGCAGCAGCUUCUGUUGCUGCAGCUUACGCUAUUGGUUCAGGGAAGCAGUUGGAUUCAAUCAAGAUGUCAGUAUCUGUCGCUGAAGUUCAGGAUGGUUUUUCUGAUAAUGGUAACAUCAAAGAUGCUAAAAGAUUGUUGCAAUCGUCACUUGCGCAAGUUAAAGAAGAAAAUUCUAUGCUCAAGGGAAAGAUUGAUGAAAUCAACAGUAACCAUGAUGAAUUGUCGAAGGAAUUUGCUUCUGUUCAGGGUCAAUUGACAGCAGAGAGAUCUAGAUGCUUUAAGUUGGAGGCGCAGAUAGCAGAACUAGAAGGCAUGCUAGAAUCGCUCCCUUCCAUCGAGGCUCAACUGCAAUCACUGAGGAAGGAUAAAGUCACCUUUCAGCAGGUUCUAGAGCAUGAUACAGCUGUCCAGGGACAAGGAUCAUGGGGUAUCUGGCCAUGGUAGCUGAUUUUUGAAUUGGAAAAGAGGGUUGACAGGCUUGACAUGCUGUAUUUUCGGUGGUUUUUCAUUUGGAAAUUGUAUAUCAUUCGAGCAGCCAGUGACUAUUUGACUGUAAGUGAAAUUCAAUACCGAAUACCCAAGUUCAUUAUACUUGGCAUGCGGGAAAUAUUCCUGAUAAAAGUUGCGAGCAUUAGUAAUUGUUUUCAUAUCAA